UGUUUUAAUGUAAAAUGUCCAAAAAUAUAUAAUAAACGUCAGAUGUAUCGUCUCGAAAUUUCAAAGCCUCAGUUUAGGGAACUUGUUCCUCAGGAGCAGCGAACAAUUCUCUCCCCCCCUUGUAGUGGAUUUCUUCCAUCCAACGGCCAUCUGCCCUCCAUAGCAAACGAACGGAUAGAUUCCAUCACCACCAGCAUAAAAGAUCAUCUGUCGUCGCAACUUUAAACCCUCCGACGAACGGAAGGGUUUUAGCCGCACCCGAAGAGCCGCAGCCGACGAAGGAGUGAAGAAUGGCUUUUGCAAACAGAAUCGGGAAUCUCUUAAAGAAAUCUAUGACUUCCAGCCCAUCAUUAUAUCAAGCAAUACGAUGCAUGUCAUCGUCAAAAAUUUUCAUUGGAGGACUCUCAAAUGGCACAGAUGAUCAGAGUUUAAGAGAAGCAUUUACUAAUUACGGUGAAGUUGUUGAAGGUAAGUGGUUAUUUUUCUUUACUGAGAAAAUAAAUAAUUUACUUUACAAGCAAACACACAUGUUCUCCUGUGCCGCUAGAGUUAUCAUGGAUAGGGAAACUGGACGACCCAGAGGAUUUGGGUUUGUCGCUUUUACAUCUAAUGAAGAUGCCUCUGCUGCCAUAUCUGGCAUGGAUGGGAAGGAUCUUCAUGGUCGGAUGAUAAGGGUUAACUAUGCCACAGAAAGAACAGGUGGAUUUCGUGGUGGCAGCUAUGGGGGUGGUGGCAGUGGCGGCGGAGGUGGCAGUGGCUAUGGCAAUAUGGGAGGCAGCUACAGUGGCAGCAGUGGUUCUGGUGGUGGCUAUAGCAGUGGAGAUGGGUACGGUGGUGGAGGAUAUGGAGAUGGUGGCUCAAAUAAUUAUGGAGGGAGCUACAAUACAGGCCCCGCUGGUGGCUCUGAUGGUACUGGUGGUGGGUAUGAUAAUGCUAGUGUUGGUGGUAGUUAUGGAGUUGCCAAUGGUGGCUGCAACGGUGGUGUUGUUGCAGAAGGUGGCAGCAAUGCUGAUUAUGGUCGUGGUACUGGGUAUGAUAAUGCUAGUGUUGGUGGGAGUUAUGGCGUUGCCAAUGGUGGUGGUGGUGGCAGUUAUGGUGGCAGCAAAGGUGGUGUUAUUGCAGAAGGUGGCAGCAAUGCUGAUUAUGGUCGUGGUACCUAUGGUGGGAGUGAAUCCACAGGCUUUGGCAGCAGCUUCAGCAACAAUGGUGGAUAUGGUAACAACAACCAAUAGGAUUUCAAGGACGACGAUCAUGUGCCUAAUCUGUACGCGCACACGCGAGGCUAAUGGCCGAAUAAGCAAGUGUAUCUCAAUAGUUGGAACACUAGUUGGGUGUCCCAUGAUCUUGGAAACAAGAGGAUGAAUACUUUUAUCCAUGUGGAUAAUUGGGAUGCUCAUAUACUCUUGGAUUUGGGUUCAUCCUUGCUAACAAGACACCUUUUGAUUCAUGCCGGUAGUUGGGAUUCUCAUAGACUCUUGGAUCUAUUUGGGCUCAUCUUUUGUUAACAAUAUUAAGGAAAGAGAAGUGCAAUUGCACACUCUGACGGUUAAGAGAAGUUGGAUGGUUAACAAGUAGGAAGAACACUUUGUGA
This is a messenger RNA of Musa acuminata AAA Group (dessert banana), 1591 nucleotides long. Its product is annotated as glycine-rich RNA-binding protein 1-like. The record is from RefSeq and is a predicted model, not a curated record. The coding region runs from base 291 to 1232 and encodes 313 amino acids. Gene Ontology annotation, molecular function: RNA binding. Lineage: Eukaryota; Viridiplantae; Streptophyta; Magnoliopsida; Zingiberales; Musaceae. The transcript has 4 exons.